CUGGUCAUCCAAUAUCAUCAACGAGAGCCUUUUGUUCUACCUCGAAAUGCAGCCAGAUAUCAAUGAAAUGCUCCUGAAAAACAUCAGAAGUGCUGCACUGAUCACAUGGAUUAUAAUGGGGGUUCUUAAUCCGAUGCAAGGCUUCCUCUUCACAUUAGCUUUCUAUGGCUGGACGGGAUGGAGAGUGGACCUGAAAUGGCGAAAGAGCGAAAUACCCUGGGAAUCAAUGUCCUCAUCAACGGUGGGUGAAAAUGCCUAUCCCUCACCAGUGAACUACCAAAGCAACAUCCAUGAUUCGAAGAAGAUCUCGACAACUGCCAGCCAGCAAACGGAUGAGGCUAUAAGCAUGUUGUCUGAAGGUAACACUAGUGGUGAUGACAGGUUAACCAGUAGCUCUCCCAUCUACCAGGGCUGGUAG
Messenger RNA from Pelecanus crispus (Dalmatian pelican), 418 nucleotides. NCBI's taxonomy places the organism in Eukaryota, Metazoa, Chordata, Aves, Pelecaniformes, Pelecanidae. The record is from RefSeq and is a predicted model, not a curated record.